GCCGAACUCGCAAAGCUUGUGGAAGCCCGCGAGCCGCUUCUCAAACACACAUUCGGCUUCAUUGAUGGGAAGAACUUAAGGGUUCAGCAGCCGUCGAAUGCGGACUUGCAGAACGCCAUGUAUAACGGGUGGUUGCACACCGUUUUCGUGACUGGCACAAUCUGCUUCGCAGCCGACGGCUGCAUCAUUUGGUGUAAGCACAAUUGCCCCGGGUCGUGGAACGACUCCGACACCUCCUUGGGAUUCCAUUCCAAGUUGCUCGACCCUACCCUCUGCCCGGACACACGUAUGAACGUGGUGUCGGACUCGGCCUUCCCGUGUUCGACCAGCACGGUCGGUCGCAUCCUGACUCCUCUCAAAGAUGGCGAUCUCGAGAGGAUUCUCCCGUCGCUGAGAAGCUCCGCGCGGACGCUUCAUAACGCCAUCACGUCCGUGAGGCAGGCGGCGGAGUGGGGCAUGGGGAGCAUGCAAAAGGUGUACAGCCGCCUGAACCUCCCCCUGCCGUACGACCCCGAGCUUCGUGGACACCGAAUCAACAACAUCUUCAGAAUGGCUAACUAUCGCGUCCGCACGAUCGGCAUCUCGCAGAUACGCACGACGUUUUCAGGCGAGAUGGAGCUAUCCAGCGAGUAG
This is a messenger RNA of Phytophthora sojae, 633 nucleotides long. RefSeq lists its product as hypothetical. Lineage: Eukaryota; Oomycota; Peronosporomycetes; Peronosporales; Peronosporaceae. The annotation marks the transcript as partial. The transcript has 2 exons. The record is from RefSeq and is a predicted model, not a curated record.